Messenger RNA from Coregonus clupeaformis (lake whitefish), 5193 nucleotides. RefSeq names its product laminin subunit beta-4-like. Gene Ontology annotation, molecular function: extracellular matrix structural constituent. Gene Ontology annotation, biological process: basement membrane assembly; substrate adhesion-dependent cell spreading; cell migration. Gene Ontology annotation, cellular component: laminin trimer. The record is from RefSeq and is a predicted model, not a curated record. Lineage: Eukaryota; Metazoa; Chordata; Actinopteri; Salmoniformes; Salmonidae.
AUGAUUUCUCUGUUCCUGCUCUUGUUGCGGGUGCCUGGGACCCUCUUCCAGGAGGACUGCGACGUGAACUCUUGCCACCCCCAGCUGGGGGACCUGAUGGUGGGCCGCGCUGCCCAGCUCUCAGCCUCCUCUACCUGCGGACUAAACGGGCCCCAGAACUACUGCAGCCUCGGAUACAUGGAGGAUGAGCAGAAGUGCUUCACCUGUGACUCCAGGCAGACCUACAAUCUCUAUAACAACCAAGACAGCCACCAGAUUGAGAACGUCAUCACCACCUUUGGCACUGAGCGCAAGAUGAAGUGGUGGCAGUCUCAUAACGGGGUUCAUCAAGUCAGUAUCUGGUUGGAUCUGGAGACUCUCUUCCAGUUCAGCCAUCUGGUCCUCACUUUCAAGAGUUUCCGUCCUGCCGUCAUGUUGGUGGAAAGGUCUAAGGACUAUGGGCACAGUUGGAAGGUGUUCCGCUACUUUGCAGAGGACUGUGCCUCCCACUUCCCUGGGGAUGUCAUCUGUGACAGCAGAUACUCAGCCUCAGAGCCAUCUACUGACGGAGAGGUGGUGUUGAAGGCUCUAGAUCCAAGCUUUGACAUAGAGAACCCAUACGCUCCCCAUAUUCAAGAGCAGAUCACCAUGACCAACCUGCGGAUCAACUUCACCCGUCUGUUCACCCCAGGUGACACCCUACUGGGGCGGAAGAAGAGGAACCCUGAGGAGAAGUACUACUACGUUACCCUGUACGAAAUGGUGGUGCGAGGCAGCUGCUUCUGUAACGGCCAUGCCAGCAUGUGUAUGCCUGUGGAUGGAACAGGAGGAGACAUCUUCAACGAGCCUAACAUGAUUCACGGGCGCUGUGUGUGCCAACACAACACCGUGGGCACCAACUGUGAUAAAUGCCAGGACUUUUACAACGAUGCCCCCUGGAGGCCAGCAGGCCAAACUGACCCACACGUCUGCAGAAGGUGCAACUGUCAUGGCCAUUCGGAGACGUGUCACUUUGACAUAGGCCAGUACCAGGCCAGUGGAGGGGUCAGCGGAGGGGUGUGUGACGAUUGCCAACAUGACCGCAUGGGCCCCCAGUGGGAACGGUGCCGACCCUACCUCUACCAGGACCCCCAGCUCUCCAUGGAAGACACUUGGGGCUGUAUCUCGUGUGACUGUGACCCAAUGGGGACCCUGGAUAACGGCCUGUGUGACCCCGUGUCGGGCCGCCGCGUGUGUAAGGAGAACGUGGCGGGGGACAGGUGUGAACACUGUAAAUUCAGCUUUUAUGGGUUCAGCCAGGAGGACCCCACUGGCUGCCAGAGGUGCAAGUGUAACUUCCUGGGUAGUGUCCUGACGCCUUACCCAUGUGACCAGCAGACAGGUCAGUGUGUGUGUCAGCGCCUCGCCACAGGACCCGUGUGUGACUGAUGUCUGCCAGGUUACUGGGAUCUGGGGAACACUGUGCACACCUGUUCUCCUUGUGACUGUGACCAUGGAGGAGCCUACAGCAGCACGUGCUCAUCAGUGGACGGCCAGUGUCAGUGCCUACCCAACAUGGUUGGCCGGAGCUGUGGUGAUCCCGCCCACGGACACUUCCUGGCUGGUCUGGACUACUACCUGUACGAUGCAGAGAACGCUGCCCCACUGGAGGGACAAAGCUCCCCUCUGGUGAUGCCUGAGUAUGACGUUUCACCUUCAGCAUUGUGGCCAAUGGCUGCGGAUGGAAAGCUUCAGCGUCAAACUUUUGAUAGUGGAUUAUGUCAGCAAUUCAAAGACCUAAAGUUGAUGUGCAUUCGUGUGCGUAUUCCUCCCCCAGUUGAAAGCCACAGGCCGCCUGUGUGUGAGGAAUACUACAGACAGCAGGGCUAUGACUUCAAAUAUCAAAAUGGCCGCUUGGUCCUGACCAGGAGAAGCAAGAGACAAGCCAGGAGGAGAAGACAGGGACAGAGAUCCAUUCCCCUGGACCUGGGCUCGGCACUCCAGAUUGUACCCCGGGAGAGGACCACAGAUGUGCCAAUCACUUGGACUGGUCCAGGAUUUGUGAGGGUCCUGGAUGGGGUGGGGCUUAGGUUCACUGUCGACAACCUUGCAGCUUCCCUCGACUACCAAGUGGUCAUCCACUAUGAACCAGAGUCGCCAGAUGACUGGAUGGCUUCUGUGAGCAUUGUUCCCUUAUCGGCUGGUGACAGAGGAUGUCCCACUGACCCGACAGGGGAGAAGACCCUCACCCUACCUGGGGCUGCCAGGGUUGCCAUUUUGGAUACGCCUGUGUGUCUGAAUGCGGGAGGGAGAUAUUAUGUGGACAUCAAGUUUAGGACGCAGCCCAACACUAACCCUCAGUCCAGCUCACAUACACUCAUGGACUCAAUGGGUCUGAUCCCUAAGAUGGACUCUGUGCAGAACUUCUGUUCACAGAGUGAGCUGGACUCGUUCAGAAGAUUCCGCUGUGUUGGGUUGGCUGCUGAGCAGGAGACCCUGCCUGAUGUGUGUAAGGGCCUCAUCGGAAGCCUGUCGGCCCGCCUACACAAUGGAGCCAUGCCUUGCAGGUGUAACCUCCAGGGCUCUCAUGGCCCCUCCUGCAGUACAUUUGGAGGGUUGUGUGAGUGCAAGCCCUAUGUGAUUGGCCGCUGCUGUGACUCCUGCGCCCCCCUGACAUUUGGUUUCGGACCCAACGGUUGCACACCCUGUGAGUGUGAACCUCGUGGCGCGGUGGCGGAGCUGUGUGACCAGGUCAGGGGUCAGUGUCCGUGUCGUAUGGAGGUAGGCGGACGGCGCUGUAACCGCUGCCUGCCGGGGUACUACAGCUUUCCCCUGUGUCGGCACUGUGACUGCAACGGCCUGGCUGAACUGUGUGACCAGGACACUGGAGCCUGUCUGGACUGCAGGGAGCAUUCCACCGGAGGCAAAUGUGAGAGGUGUGUGGAGGGAUACUUUUGUGACCCAGUCUCCAGGGAGCCCUGUGAACCUUGUCUGUGUCCUGACACUCAGUCCAGUGGACGGUUCUUCGCUAGCACCUGCAACAAUGACCCAGAGUCUGGUAGCCUGACCUGUGACGGCCUGGCUGUACACAAAGGUCUACGCUGUGAUGCCUGCUCCGCUGGUUUCUAUGGUGACCUGACCACGCCAGGCGGCGGCUGCAAGGAGUGUCUCUGUAACAACAUCGACCCUGCUGACAGUGUGACAGAGUGUCUGCGUUGCCUCCACAACACCCAGGGACCCCACUGUCAGAGCUGUAAGCCUGGCUACUAUGGAGACGCAUUGGCCCAGAACUGCAAAGAGUGCUCCUGUGACCGGCGGGGGACGGAGGUGACCCAGUGCCCUCUGGGCAGCCCGUGUUUCUGUGACCCACUCACGGGGCAGUGCCCGUGUCGGGCGGGCGUGGUGGGCACGCUUAAACCGUGACACACGCUGUGUGACGAGUGUGCCGACAGCUUCUGGAACAUUCAGGGAGAGUCCGGCUGCCAACCGUGCAAAUGUGACCCUGCCAACUCCCUCAAUAACCACUGUGACAAGGUGUCUGGUCAGUACCAGUGUCGUACUGAGUUUGGAGGCAAACAGUGUGAUGAGUGUGGGGAGAAUCACUUUGGGAACCCUGACCUGCAGUGUGUCAUCUGUGACUGCAUCAUGGAGGGAACCGACCGUCCUGCCUGUGACCCCUUGACAGGUGAGUGCCUGUGCCGCGUUGGUGUGAAGGGCAUCUUCUGUGACGAGUGUGCCCCCGGGUAUGACCAAGUCUUCCCCUCCUGCACCCCGUGCCACCCCUGUGCCGUCCUGUGGGUGGACAACGUCACUGACGUCCACCGUGCUGCACAGAGGAUGCGCACGGUGGCGAGCAGCUGGAGCCAGGAUACAGUAGUCAGUGGCAACGCAUGCUGGAGAUGCACUCCAAGUUGGACUAUCUGGAAGCUCAAAGAUACCAUAGAACCCAACAGCAUCAUCAUGGACCCAACAUCUGUUCUGAACACUGAGAUUGACAACAUCCGCCGCGAGUUCAAGAUGCUGUUGGAUAACUUAAAGGACAAAAUCAGCGAGGAGCCAACAGUAGAUCCAGAGAAACUGCAGGAGGCCCUGGAGGAGAUCAGGAAGCAGCAUGCAUACUUCAUGGCUGAUGAUAAGAAGGUGAAGGAGGCCAAGAGGGCCCUGGAGAACUCCAUGGACACAAGGCAGGAGGUCAACGACCAUCUGUCCAGCUGCAGCCACUUGGGAGACAUGGAGGCGCUGGAGAAGAAUGUCAAGGCUCUGAGUGUGGCCAAACUCAACAAAAACAUGGGUAUCUGUGGAGCGCCAGGCGAUGAGGUAUGCUCCAAGUCAGAGUGUGGGGGUGCGCUGUGCCGAGACAUCCUGGGACAGAUAGAAUGUGGGGGUCCUACGUGCAAGGGCAGUGUCCCUGUGAGCCACAACACCACAAAAACAGCAGAUCAAGUAGAGAAUGGCAUUGUAGACUUGCUCCACAAACUACAGGACUCCAAGAUCAAGAUCAAUGAGGCCAAACAGAUGACCAAGGACACCCAUCAUCAGGCGGAGGAGAUGAAGAAGAACAUCACUGACAGCAAGGAGAUGUUUGAGAGGGAGAAGAAAGACACCAAGGACCUCAUCAAGAGGCUGGAAAUAAGACUACCUCACAGGUCAGUGCGGAGGCUAGCUGGAAAUAAGCUUGACAUUUCCAUGCAAAGAUCCCUUAAAAAACUUACUGAUGAGAUGUUGGCACCAGAGGACAUAGAAAGGUUGGCCAAGGGUGUUCUGGCCAUCCAGUUUCCGGGCUCUCCAGACAACAUCCGCUCCAUGAUCCAGAACAUCCGGGGCGUGCUGGCCAACUUCACUGAGUUCAAGGAGGAUCUGAAAUACCUGGAGGACCAAACCAAGACAGCCCAAGACCUACUGGAGAAUGCUCUGGAUAUCAGGGACAGAACCAAGGGUACUGAUGUUAUGGAUAUCAAGAAAGCCAUAGCGGACACUGAGAAAGCACAGGACAAGGUUGAGCAAGAUCUGGAGAAGGCUACGGAAAACAAUGACAUGGCGGACGAGAUGAUUAAAGAGAUUGAGAAGAAACUGAACAACAGAGAGACUAACUUUAACUCCACUAGACCUCCAGAGAUGCUGGAGGAGAUUGAGGCUCUGAAGAAGAAGACAGAGAUGAACAGAGAGCAGGCGGAGCAGGCCAAAGCUGAUACUAACACAGCCCUGGGUAGCGCUACUGACACAGAGAAGGAUUAA